GGUGCUGAGCCGCAGGCGACGUGCUGAUAGGGUUACCAUCUGGCUGGUAUUUGACUGGCCUGGCUGGUUGGUUGAUGGAUUUGCCAGUUGCCAGAAAAAUAAUGUAAUCUGCCGGAGGCGGAGACCCGGCAGCGGCUCCUGCGCACCGUCAAGAAGGAGGUGAAGCAGAUUAUGGAGGAAGCUGUGACAAGGAAGUUUGUGCAUGAGGACAGUAGCCACAUCAUCUCAUUCUGUGCUGCCGUGGAAGCCUGUGUCUUGCACAGCCUGAAGCGGAGAGCAGCCGGGUUCUUGCGCAGUAACAAGAUCGCAGCCCUGUUCAUGAAGGUGGGCAAGAGCUUCCCUCCGGCAGAAGAUCUUUCUAGAAAGGUCCAAGAUCUGGAACAGCUCAUCGAGAACACACGAAACCAGGUGCAAGGCGUCCAGGAGAACGUGCGCAAAGUGCAGAAGCUGCCGAACCUGUCUCCCCAGGCCAUCAAGCACCUCUGGAUCCGCACAGCCCUUUUCGAAAAGGUCCUGGAUAAAAUCGUGCAUUACCUGGUAGAAAACAGCAGUAAAUACUAUGAGAAAGAAGCUCUCCUGAUGGAUCCUGUAGAUGGACCAAUUCUUGCUUCCUUAUUGGUGGGGCCUUGCGCGCUGGAGUACACCAAGAUGAAGACGGCGGAUCACUUCUGGACUGACCCCUCCGCUGACGAACUCGUUCAGAGGCAUCGCAUUCACAGCUCACACUGUCGCCAGGACUCUCCCACUAAGCGCCCUGCCCUCUGUAUUCAGAAAAGGCAUUCGAGUGGAAGCAUGGACGACCGGCCGUCACUGUCUGCCAGAGACUAUGUGGAGUCUUUGCAUCAGAAUUCCAGAGCCACGUUACUCUACGGCAAAAACAACGUCAUGGUGCAGCCGAGAGACGACAUGGAGGCGAUCCCGGGGUACUUGUCCCUUCAUCAGACUGCAGACGUCAUGACGUUGAAAUGGACUCCCAACCAGCUAAUGAACGGUUCGGUGGGAGAUCUGGACUACGAGAAAAGUGUGUACUGGGACUAUGCCAUGACCAUUCGCCUCGAGGAGAUCGUCUACCUGCACUGUCACCAGCAGGUAGACAGCGGCGGGACAGUAGUUUUGGUGAGUCAGGAUGGAAUUCAGAGGCCUCCGCUCAGGUUUCCCAAAGGAGGGCACCUACUUCAGUUUCUGUCCUGCCUAGAAAAUGGUCUCCUCCCUCAUGGACAGCUGGACCCACCUCUUUGGUCACAGAGAGGGAAGGGGAAGGUGUUUCCAAAGCUGAGAAAGCGAAGUCCCCAGGGCUCUUCCGAGUCGGCAUCUGAUAAGGAAGAUGAUGAAGCUACGGACUACGUUUUCCGGAUAAUAUACCCCGGCAUGCAGUCAGAGUUUGUGCCCCAGGAGCUGAUAGACACACCAGCCAGCAGCUUGCCUUCCAUGUGGCAACCUAGCACCCGCAAGUCCUCCUGCUCCUCGUGCUCCCAGAACAGCUCCUCUGAUGGUGGCCCAUCCAACGGCUGCAACCACGAAAGAACCCCACUAAAGCUCCUGUGUGACAACAUGAAAUACCAGAUCCUCUCCCGGGCGUUCUAUGGCUGGCUGGCGUACUGUCGACAUCUCUCCACUGUGCGAACCCACCUGUCUGCACUGGUUAACCACAACAUUGUGUCUCCUGACCUGCCAUGUGAUGCCAGCUGUGGCCUGACUGCAGAGAUAUGGCAAAAAUACCUGCAGGAUAGCACGAGUUACGAGGAGCAGGAGUUGUUACGGCUCAUAUACUACGGUGGGAUCCAGCCUGAGAUCAGGAAAGCCGUCUGGCCCUUCCUCUUGGGUCACUACCACUUCGGGAUGACGGGAGCUGAGAGGAGAGAGGUUGAUGAUCAGAUCCGGGCCUGCUACGAACAGAUCAUGGCGGAAUGGCUGGGCUGCGAGGCCAUCGUUCGGCAAAGGGAGAAGGAAUCCCACGCUGCAGCUCUGGCCAAGUGCUCUUCCGGGGUGAGCUUAGACACCCACAUUCAGAGGAUGAUGCACAGGGAUUCGACUGUCAGCAACGAGUCUUCCCAAAGCUGUAGCUCUGGCAGGCAAAGCGACGCCCGGCUGCAGAGUGACUCCAGCUCCAGCACACAGGUGUUUGAAUCAGUUGAGGAUGUGGAACAGCCUGAGGCAGAUGCCCAACUCGAAGAUGGCAAACAAGCCAAAAUCCUAAACGGGACGAUCGCCAAUGGCACAUGUUCCCCUGAGUCUGGCCAUCCUUCAUCCCAGAAUUUCUACAGCACGUCAGAGCACAGCUUCAGCACAGACGAUAACGUGAUGGAAUCCAGUAAAACUGAGGCCUGCCACCGAGGGAAAGCCAGUGGGGCAGAGGCCCCGAAACCACAGAGCUCAGCCAAUACGCUGUCAGAGGAUAAGCUGGCGGGGGAGGAUCUGCAGGGCCAGGACAGCCUGGAAGGUGAAUGUCCCAUCAAUGGAAGCUUAGAAGUCUUUAUUCCAGUUGGCGGGAGCACAGUGGCGGUUUUGCCUGACAGCGAAGCGGUGGGGCUUUCCGUGGUGGAUGAGAGCUGGGCUGAUAGUGAAGCUGAGAAGCGCAGCUUGGUGGGGAGUGAGGACAAUUUAUCGGAGGAACCAGAGAUGGAGAGCUUGUACCCACAGCUGGAUUCACUAGCUGUGGCUGACUUGGCUAACAAUGAAGUUUCUCCCGUCUCCUCAACUGGGGUCACCUAUUCUCCAGAGCUCCUGGACAUGUACACCGUGAACCUGCAUCGCAUUGAGAAGGAUGUGCAGAGAUGUGACCGGAACUACUGGUACUUCACACCUGCCAACCUCGAGAAGCUCCGCAACGUCAUGUGCAGCUACAUCUGGCAGCACAUUGAGAUCGGCUACGUGCAGGGAAUGUGCGACCUGCUGGCGCCUCUCCUGGUCAUCCUGGAUGAUGAGGCGCUUGCGUUCAGCUGUUUCACCGAGCUCAUGAAAAGGAUGAACCAGAAUUUCCCACAUGGGGGAGCCAUGGACACCCACUUUGCCAACAUGAGGUCGCUGAUCCAGAUCUUGGACUCUGAGCUCUUUGAGCUGAUGCACCAGAAUGGGGACUACACCCAUUUCUACUUCUGCUAUCGAUGGUUUCUCCUGGACUUCAAGCGAGAGCUGGUGUAUGAUGAUGUUUUCUCUGUCUGGGAGACAAUCUGGGCAGCUGCAUGUGUCUCCUCUUCACACUAUGUCCUCUUCAUAGCCUUGGCCUUGGUGGAAAUGUACCGGGACAUCAUUUUGGAAAAUAACAUGGAUUUUACAGAUAUCAUCAAGUUCUUCAAUGAAAUGGCUGAGCGGCACAACACCAAACAGCUCCUGAAGCUGGCCCGGGAUCUCGUGUACAAAGUCCAGACGCUGAUUGAGAAUAAAUGAAAGGCCUGGGAAGGGUGGGGUGUUUGGCGAGACGUCGCGGACUCCCGUCCAACACUUCCUGCCCCAUCUCCUUUUUCUUGAAGUGCCACACCUGUGACAAAAAAACCUUGGUAGUUUGACACAUGCUGCUCUCUAAGAUGAAAGUACCCUUAUCUCUGCUUUCAUGCUGUUGAGCUUAGACAUUAGGGGAAGGGUCCCCUGGUUUAGUUCUUCAGUUCAACAUUCAUUUUCAGUGAUUGACCAAAGAUCUGUAAAUCUGCAUCUUAGUUUUUGUUUCAAACAUUUCUACUUUGGAAGCAAAUCCUGGGCAGACAUUGCCUUGCCUUGCUUUGCUUUGGUGGUAUUACUGCAGUUCCGGUUCCCAUCUUUAGCAAGAGCACUUUCCAGACAAAGCUUUCUCAAAGAGGGUGGGCUACAGGCAGACUGUGCCUCUGCUGUCCCUUGGGUCCACCUUUGAAUUUGCAGCAUAUACUGCAGGGGAACAAAGCACUUCCCAAGAAGCAGCUUCCCCACGUGACAAGAAAGCCAGGCAGCAUCCCUCUCAAGCUAGUAAAAACUAGGAUGUUCUCCGCAUUCGGCUCUGUGGGAGGAGCAGGAGGCUGUGCCUUCAGCAGAGAGACUCUGAUCAGAGAAGUUCCUCCUACGAUAGACCCUCUCCCUUGUUUGGGGCUCUGUUUUCCUCCCAUUCCCUAGGGUUUACAGUUUGCUCCUCACCCCAGGAUCAGAGCAUGUGGAGUUCCAACUCCGGCUAAGUUUCCAAAAGAGCUCAGGAUGCCAAGUAUUUCAGUGCCAACAUAGGAGUUGAGCUCUACCGGAAAGUCUGGUUCCAACUGUGGGUCCUGAGCACUUGAAAAAUCCAGCCUUGAGCUCUUUUGAAAAUUUAGAGUUUGUGCCCAGAGGAGUCUCUUGUGUUUAUGGAACCUGAUCCUUAGCCCAUUGAAGUCAAUGGAAAGACUCCAGGUGGCCAUCAGUGGGCUUUGGGUCAGGCCCAUGUGGAGGAAAAUAGACCAAGCGUAGCAUUCUCUGCUCUGGGUACCCAGAGUGGUGCAAUUCCAAGGCAGCUCCCCUGCAGUGGCACUAGCGUUGUGCCCCACUGGUGCUGUGGCGUGCAGCACCUUGUCCACACAAGAGCAGCAGGAAAACUGAGCUGCAGGGUAAUUGGUGAGGUUAGUGCAGCCAAGAGUUUGGGUUUAUUUUUCAACUCAGGUAAAAAAAGUAGAAGAGGAAAAGGAGAGAAGUGGGUUGUGUUAGUGGGUUAGUUUCCACCUGCCCAGGAAGGUCACUGUCAUGGCUAAACCAGUCCAUGGUUGCUCCUAGCAGCUGAGAAAAUGCUUUGCUGUAGCUCUUUCAAGGGUACUUUCUCUCAAAUUGUGCUGCAAAAAUCUGUUUGCCAGCCAUGAAAUGUGUGAUAAAUGUGUUUUCUCUUCCUCCACUCAGCUCCCGCAGCAGGGCUAGGCCAGAGCCCUCUCCGCUGAGAGAGUGGUGUUCACCAGAAGGGGAAAGGGACUCCUCUGUUUCUCCUCCUGCAGAACCCUUCUUUGUACUGAUGUAUUUUGUAUUUGUGUGUUGUGUGUCUCAGAUGUUGCUUGCAGAAGAAACCCAGAAGAAAAUAGUGCAUGCUCCAGAAAUCAGUUGCAGAGUACAGUGAGCCACUCUGCAAUAUGUGAACAAAUCAGCUCAUCCCUCUGUACUAUUGGGAUGCAGAGUCUGUAACUGCAAACCAGGGAAGGGCAGGGCCUGCUGAACCCUUUUGCUGGAGAAGAAUACAGCACAAGGUGAAAGCAGAGGAAAUCUGUCUUCUCUAAUUUCUUAUUUUGCAGGCUAUUUGUACUUUAUCCACAUGAGGUAGGAAACCCUUUGAAGCAAUUUUCUGCCCAGGUUAGAGCCAAUCUGCUGUAUUAAACUCCAAAAAGAGCUUAAUUUACUGGAGAAAACAGUCCGUACUAGCAUCUGAAAUAGUCUGCAUGGAAACUGAAGAAGUUGGGCUUUAAACCUUCAGGUUCGACUAUGAAUCUCUCAUCUUUUCCUAAAGCAGAGAGCAAAUCUCACACCUACACUGGUGACCUGUUCCUGAUUCUAGACCUUGUAGCUUUUCAGAUGUUAAAAUGGAUAAAUAAUCUGAGUAACCUUGUUCUAAAGUGGAAGGGAUCAAAGUGACACCUUCACAUAGCAAAACUAAGGAAUAAUAACUAUUAGAUAGGCAUAAAUAGUAGUAUUUUAUCAAGCAACAACUCUGAUGACACUAGCUUUCAGCCUUUUUUUUUUUUUAAACGGAUAGCUGAGAAUCCUGCACAAUAUCAGCUAUCUGUAUUAUCUGACUGCGUCUUCGGGCCCAUCAGUAGCAGUGUUUUUGAAUAACUUCUAACAAAAAAAAAGUAUUUAUUUAUUCUAUUGACUGUACAUUACUGUGUGUCCUUGUAUACUGAAUUCAGUGAGUGUGACUCUUUAUGCAAAUGGAGAUAUAUCUUUCAAUGUUGCAAACAUAUCUUGUAAAUGUUUACCAGAAAAUUGUGUCUAUAUAUACAGUAUAGAGAAAAAAUGUGAUUUAAGUCGGGUAUUAUUUUUUUGA
Molecule: messenger RNA, 5956 nt
Organism: Mauremys mutica (yellowpond turtle)
Lineage: Eukaryota; Metazoa; Chordata; Testudines; Geoemydidae
Gene: SGSM1
Product: small G protein signaling modulator 1
Exons: 25
Coding region: 172-3387 (1071 amino acids)
Biological process (GO): activation of GTPase activity
Molecular function (GO): GTPase activator activity
Source: RefSeq, a predicted model, not a curated record